Messenger RNA from Phragmites australis (common reed), 944 nucleotides. RefSeq lists its product as uncharacterized. The record is from RefSeq and is a predicted model, not a curated record. NCBI's taxonomy places the organism in Eukaryota, Viridiplantae, Streptophyta, Magnoliopsida, Poales, Poaceae. The transcript has 5 exons. Bases 64 to 588 code for a protein of 174 amino acids.
CUCAUUUUUCGCGACGGCCCAUCCGAUUCUGAUCCAACGGACCACUCAUCGGGGGGCACUCCGAUGAGGAGCUCUCUGCCAGCGCUCGUCUCUUCGCCGGCGGCGGUGCUGCCGCCACUGCGGCGGCCUCACCGCCGCUGCCGAUUCUUCCUCAGGCCCACGUGCGCUUCGAGGUCCUGCGACGUAGCCCGUGGCUGCAGUGAGCGCUACCAGCCGCGCCUCGUGGCGGCGCAGUCGCCUCCUCCGCUCGCCGCCGGCGCCGUCCGGAGGGACGCCGAAACGGGGCUCGCCUUACUCCUCUUCCUUCUCUCUGUGGUGAUGAGCUUCUUUCUGUUACUAGCCAUCUUAUCAUUUUCAGCAUGCAGGGCUUUUCAGAGGUUGGAAACUACAGUGAAUGAAUUAUCAAAAGUAGUUGCAGAAGGGGUACCUGGAACUCUAUCUGCACUAAAGCUGUCCUUCUUGGAGAUCAAUGAUUUAACUAGCCAGCUAAAGAACCUUAGGAAGAGACUCACAUUAAGUACAUUUGGGAAGGAGAGUAGUAUUAAAGCAAGUUCUUGGACUGGAUGGCCAAAACAGCAAGACACAUGAAAUUAAUCUGCAAGUGAAAUCGGUUAAGGUGGCAUGCUAAAGGCACGCGAGUGACCACUAUCGGAUUAUCCCUAAGCAACCCAAGUGAAGAUACUGUAAGUGCGAAGGAGCAUGAUCAGUGAACUAUGUGACUGCAAUCACAAUGUCCACUUCCUUCUCCAUUUUCAUUGUGUUAGUUGUGUUCCCUUGCGCAAGGUUGCUGUUACAUAGUUAAAAUGCUGUCUAGAUGGUGUAGUUAUUGACAGCCAACUGCAUGUAGCUCAUGUAACAGACAAGACACCAAAAAUACAGUUAUGGGCAGCCAUCUACAUCUAACCCAUGUAACGGGUAAGAAACCAAGAUGCAUUGCGAGAUUC